Pyricularia grisea is the source of this 984-nucleotide messenger RNA. RefSeq lists its product as uncharacterized. Gene Ontology annotation, cellular component: spliceosomal complex. NCBI's taxonomy places the organism in Eukaryota, Fungi, Ascomycota, Sordariomycetes, Magnaporthales, Pyriculariaceae. Bases 1 to 984 code for a protein of 327 amino acids. Gene Ontology annotation, biological process: mRNA splicing, via spliceosome. The record is from RefSeq and is a predicted model, not a curated record. The transcript has a single exon.
AUGUCCGACAAAGACCCUGUAAACUCACGCAUCGCCAUCAAAUUCGGCGCAUCCAAAGCGCCAUCAAGGUCUGCACCCGCGUCUUCCCUCGGCAAGCGCGCACGACCGCAUCUCCUCGGCGACAACGGAUCCGAUUCCGAAAGCGAUGGCGAAGGCCGUCCGACAGGCAGGGCCGAGACCAUUACAACAAUCGGGGCGCGCGCUGAUGGGCGCGGGAAGGAUGCGGGCUCCUCCAAAAAGCCUCUUACGAUCCCGAGGCAAGCAAAUCGCGACUGGAAGUCGGAGAAGAGAGCACGAAAAAGUGCGGCAUCAACGACACAACCAGUAGAUAAGGAAGUCGAGCCGGCGGAUCAGGACAAGCCGCUAAAAUGGGGUCUCACCUUGAAGGAAAAGGGAGCCAAAGCCACCGAGGACGUCGGUGGCCAGUCAGGAGAAGCACAAACUGAGCAGUCCGAUGCAGAAAAGGGCGAUAAUGAGGCAAAACCAGAAAAGACUGCGGAUGAGGAGGCCAUGGAAGCGCUUCUGAGUGAGCGGGAAGACAAGAAGAAGAGGAAUUUAGUUAUAGCACGCGCGGAGUCUGCGGGUGCCAAGGAGGAGGAGGCGUUUAAGCAAAACUUUCGCGACGCUCCGGAUGUGUCAACCCUGGAAGACUACGAGGAGAUGCCCGUGGAGGAGUUUGGCGCAGCACUCUUGCGGGGCAUGGGCUGGGACGGUAAGGCCAGGGGCCCAAAGACGAAGGAUGUCAAGCGUCGCCCGAACCAAAUGGGACUCGGGGCAAAGGAUCUCAAAGGUCAAGAAGAUUUGGGAGCCUGGGAUCAGAAGGGAAGCUCGAGAUCGCGGCCCAAACGACUGAAUGAUUACAAGCGCGAGGAGAGGGAACGGCAAGAUAAGCAUAGCCACCGUGGCUCUGAAAGCUACAAGCAGGAGCGCGAUCGCGAAAGGUACGAGGAUCGUCACAGUGGACAUUCGCAUCGCCGCCGAUGA